Molecule: messenger RNA, 2005 nt
Organism: Silurus meridionalis
Lineage: Eukaryota; Metazoa; Chordata; Actinopteri; Siluriformes; Siluridae
Product: T-box-containing protein TBX6L-like
Exons: 9
Coding region: 184-1560 (458 amino acids)
Biological process (GO): positive regulation of DNA-templated transcription; cell fate specification; regulation of transcription by RNA polymerase II
Cellular component (GO): nucleus
Molecular function (GO): RNA polymerase II cis-regulatory region sequence-specific DNA binding; DNA-binding transcription factor activity, RNA polymerase II-specific
Source: RefSeq, a predicted model, not a curated record
GGCAUUUGGUCAUUGUUUUUACCUGUUGGUCAACUUAAAACUAAGGUCCAUUGCAUGCUUAAGUUUUUUUUAUGCAGUUUUCUUCCCCUGGAAUUAAUGGAGUCCUGCAGCUGAGGAUCAAGAUAAGAUUAUUUUAACAACUAGUGUUGCCAUAAACUCAAGCUGCUCCGAAGAAUCUUAAAAAUGGAGCAAAUUGCUGACCUAAGACAUUCAUCUACAAUGUCUGGAUCGCCCAUAGCACCUCACCCAGCUGAGUCCUACCAACAGGGGAACAUGAGAAUGAAACUGGAAUAUUCAGAGCUCUGGAAAUCCUUUCAUGACAUUGGUACUGAAAUGGUCAUCACUAAAUCUGGCAGGAGGAUGUUUCCAUAUUGCAAUGUAAGUGUGUCUGGUCUUGUGCCCUAUGCCAAGUAUGUCAUCAUGGUGGAUAUGGUUCCAGUGGACAAUUCCAGGUACAAGUGGAAUAAUGAGCAGUGGGAGGUGGCGGGAAAAGCAGAGCCACAGCCUCCAUGUAGAACCUACGUUCACCCAGAUUCUCCUGCUUUGGGUAGCCAUUGGAUGAAGCAGUCAAUUUCUUUUCUCAAGCUGAAGCUCACCAACAACCCACUAGACCAAAGAGGCCAUAUAAUUUUACACUCAAUGCAUCGCUACCAGCCUCGCUUUCAUGUGGUGCAGGCCGAUGACCUUUAUAGCGUGCGAUGGAGAGUCUUCCAGACCUUCACAUUCCCUGAAACCACCUUCACCGCAGUCACGGUCUACCAGAACACCAAGAUUACAAAGCUGAAGAUAGACCACAACCCCUUCGCAAAGGGCUUCAGAGAAGAAGGAACUCAUGGCAAAAGGCACAGAGCUCAGAAAAGUCAGUUGUGUCCAGAGAGUUCAGCGAAGAAACUAAAGUCUUCAGACAAAGAGCCAGAGUUCAACUGUUUCCAAGAUGUGCCAAGGCUUCCAUAUGACCCUCACAGAGAGGAUUCCGAAAGCCUGAUGCUUUCCAAAGAAGUGCCGAUGGCCCAGGAUGAGCAAAUGUCCCCAUGGGGAGGAGAACAGGACCCUGGCCAAAGUCUGCAGAGUGAGGGAGCCAUGGACUACACAAACUCAGAGCAGCUUGUUCCAGGACAGGCCAACUACCAACUACACAAAACUCACAACUCAGCAUUUGGGAGGAUGUCUUCAUCUUCCUGCCCCGAUGCCCAAACCGUCUGCAACAGUUUUGAGUCUAGAUCUACCGACAUGGCCACUGUUCCUGAGCAGGAGCUCUCAAGAACCCUGCCAUCCAUGAGUCAGGGUUCUUCACAGAAUAAAGCACAGGACUUCUCCCUGACUACCAACAUUGGAGGGCAUUCCAAAGCCAGGCCAGGGAUGCCGCUGUACAGUCAUUAUAACAUGGAGCAGCCUUUAGGCCACUGGAGUGGAGCUUUAGCUGGACAGUACUCAAGCUCCACCUACUCUCAGCCACUCCCACAACACCUGAUGUCAGAGCAUAGCAUCCAUCCCUCUGGAUAUCACCACAGCAACAUGGCAGAGUGGAGUCAGUAUUCUCUUUUCUCCUACACUUGCUGAGGAACAGUGCAGAAAAGACUACAUCAUCAGAAAAAAACAGAUAAUAGCAAAAGAACAAUUGGAGAGACAAUUAUUUUUGUGCUUGAUUCUAAUAUUGAAAACAAACAUACAGAUUAAUACAUCAUGGAAUAAAAUGUAUAUUCUGGAUUAUAUAGGCUUAAGAAAAAUCAUCUAAUGUCACUGUGUGAUUUUAAAUAAGCCUACACUUGCUUGUUACUUAAUUAAGAUAAACUUUUACCUGAAUUUUUUGUCCAAUGUUUGUAAAUGGAAAUAUUAUACAUUAAACAAGGUGCAGUAUACAAAUUAUAUUAAUAUUAAUACUGUAAAUGCAUACAGCUAUAUUUUAUAGGGUGACUAAUCAGAACUUAUGAAAUACUGUUUGUCUUUUGUGACAUUGAGAGAAUUCAUGUCAGUGUUCCUCUAUUUCUUCCUAUUAAAAUCUAUG